Trypanosoma theileri is the source of this 1833-nucleotide messenger RNA. RefSeq lists its product as uncharacterized. Lineage: Eukaryota; Euglenozoa; Kinetoplastea; Trypanosomatida; Trypanosomatidae. Gene Ontology annotation, molecular function: protein binding; RNA binding. Gene Ontology annotation, biological process: mRNA splicing, via spliceosome. Gene Ontology annotation, cellular component: catalytic step 2 spliceosome. The transcript has a single exon. The record is from RefSeq and is a predicted model, not a curated record. Bases 1 to 1833 code for a protein of 610 amino acids.
AUGUCUAGAUAUGUACCGCCCCACCGUAAGCGAGUAGAUGAAACGGAUAUUCAUGAUAUGUCUAAUGAAGCCGCCCAACGUGAGGCUUGGCAAGCUCUUAGUCGUAGUAUCACUGGUAUUAUUAACCGCGUAAGUGCUGAUAAUCUCCAAGUGUCUGUGACGGAACUUUUUCGUGAGAAUAUUAUACGUGGUCGUGGUCUUUUAUGUCGUAGUAUAAUGCGAGCUCAAUUAGCAGAUCCAGAUUUAACAAAUGUCUUUGCUGCUCUUGUAAGUUGUGUAAAUAAGGAAUUCUCCGCUAUUGGUUUAUUAUUACUAAAGCGAUUGAUUAUUCAAUGGUGGCGGUUUUAUCGUCGUAAAGAUUGGACUGCACUUCGAUCUGUGAGUCGUUUUUUGGCUUGGUUGUAUAUAUUUAACGUUCUUGACGUAGAUGUUAUUUAUCAAAUUAUUCUCACACAUCUUACUUCUGGAAGUUCCUCUGAUGAUGAUAAUAAUGAGGGAAAUAAUAAUAUUAAUAAUAAUAAUAAUAAUAAUAAUAAUAAGGAUGAUGAUAUUGAUCAAGCAACGGCACUUUUUCGAGAAACCUUUCGAUCCAUGUCUCAACGUAAUGUCGCUGAAUUUCAUGAACACGUCUUAACACCUAUUCGAGAUAUGUUGGCAAUGGACAGUGAUGCCUGGCGACUUUCCCCACGAGCCCAAACUCUAUUAGAGUCUUGUCUACGUGAAGUACAAGAGUGGGAACGGGUAAAGUUCACCACAGAAAUUAUCCCACCAUCUUUAUUAUUAGUAGAAUUAAAUGAACAGAAAUGUCAUUCCGAUUUGGAUUUAGAAGAAGGUCCUAAAAUGAAUGCAGAAGAGAAAUUAGAUCGAUUUGUAUUGGAUACGGAGUAUGAAGCUCAUGAGGAAGUGUAUGAAACGGCGAGAAGAGCUAUUUUGGGUGAAAAUUGGGAAACAGAAUUAUUAGAACAAGUAGCCGCCGCAGAAGAAGCAGAUGAAGAAGCAGAAGAACAAGAACAAUAUCAACAACAACAACAACAAUAUCAACUACAACAACAACAACAACAACAAGAAAAUGGGGUUUCUGCAGAGACACCGAAACAAUUUAUUAAUGAACAUGAUCGACAAGUACGGAAAGAAGUUUACAUGGCUUUACGCAGUAGUGUUCGUGCAGAUGAGGUUGUACAUAAAAUUCUCAAAACCAUGCAACCACAAACAGAACGAACGGUGUGUUUUAUGGUGAUUGAGGGAUGUUGUGAAGAGUCUUCCUAUAAAAAUGUAUAUGGAAUGGUAGCAGAACGAUUAUGUAAAAGUAAUGCGAAAUUUCAAGGAUUUUUUGCUGAGGCAUUUCGAUUACGAUAUGAAAAUGCAGAAGAUUUGGAAGAGAAACAGAUUGAAUAUACUUGUAAAAUCUAUACCCAUUUACUUCGAACCAACUCUAUUCCAUGGCAUAAGUGUCUGUAUGUUUUUGAUAUUGUUAACAGUAAUGUUUCUCAACGUCUUAUGAUUCAAUGGCUUUUACAAGGAUUAGUAGAGACACUUGGAAUGCGAACGGUACGGGAACGGUUUGAAAAGGAUAGAGAACUACGAUCUAGUACAACGAAACUAUUUCCUAUUGUUGGAGCUGCAGAAGAUAUGUUGGAGUGGUCUGUGAAUAUGUUUGAAGCGAUGGGUGUUGGGGAAUUGGGAUCUGGACUGCGGGCUCGAUUGGAGGAAUUACGAAAUAUGAGAAGAGGAACUCAUAUGAAUAGCAACAAUAAUAAUAAUAAUGAUGGUGGUAGUAGUGGUGGGAAUCUACAUAAGAAACGUCCACGAGAUAAUAUGAUGGAAUACGUCUAA